Molecule: messenger RNA, 1270 nt
Organism: Paramecium octaurelia
Lineage: Eukaryota; Ciliophora; Oligohymenophorea; Peniculida; Parameciidae
Source: the annotation of a GenBank genome assembly
AUGGCACAAAUGAUUCUGUAAAGUUGGUUCUAAAGAUCUUAGGGGCUACGGAUUUUCUAAAGAUUCAUCCAUCUCAUUUUACUUAAUUAUUUUUUUUCAGAAGUCAGUGCUCAAACAGAAAUCAGCCGAUCCUUUUUUAGUCCUUUUAGCACAGAUGAUAGUAAUUAAAGCUUUUAUUAUAGAUUGGAAAGCAUACUUAGCAUAAAAUUCUAACCACAUCACUAAUUGUGUAACUUCUGAUAUAUACGGAGGACGAUUGGUCUUUAAUUCAUAGACUGUCAUAACGAAGACAUAUAUCCUUCCUCCUCAUUAUAAGAUAUAGUUUGAAUUCAAAUUCUGGAGGUUUGUAUUUUUUUACAUUUAUUACUUAGAUUGGAUCCUUGGUCCUCCGCAUAUUACAUCUUAUUUAUUAAUGGAUAAUAAGAAUACUCCUCUAAUCCAUUCAAUAAUACAGGAGAAUAAAUUUGUGGAAGUGGAACUCUUGGAUAGAUUGAUUAAGUUAGCAAAUAAGUUGCUCAUACAGGAAAUUCAGCCAUAAUAUUUAUAGUUUCUAGAUAAAAUUCAGCAUACUGGGGAAUCUCUGAUUUCAUAUUGUCAGUUUUGAAAUGUCCACAUUUUUGUGAUUCAGAUGGAGUUUGUCUUAAAUGGUAUAGGGUUUUAGCUUAUUUUAAAACUCUAAUAUUGGUAGAUGGAUAAGGAUGGGAAAAAGAUAAUGCUCUUUUUAACAAUGUAUUAGAUUGUGGUAUUUUUCAAUACGUAUAUCUAGGUUUUUAAUACUAUGGAAACUUUUAAACAUCAUAAGUGGCCUCAAUAAAUUUAAAUUUAAAUGAUCCUCAUACAUAGUUAAAGCUUUCAUUCAUAUUUCUAACUUUAGAAAUCACUGGCUCUGUAACCAUUGAAGUAAUAGGUGAUACAUAGUUAUAUUAUUUUGCUCCUCCUCUAACUUUUAUAACAACUGAUGAUUAUCUUUGUGGCUCUUAUUUAAAAAUGACCAAGGUUGAAAUUUAUGGAUUUCCUUGCACUUCCACAUCUAUGACUAUAUCCAUUGGUACUCCAAUUUUUNCUAAGGUUAGGUCUUUGGAGUAUGUGUAAAUUGCUAGAAGUGGAGGAUUUGGUGUAGAAAUAGGUAGUAUUGGAUCUACUGAAAAUAAUCACAUAAGAGCUGAUUUGUCAGAUUAAGAAGGAAAUGCUUAAAGAAUAAUUUUAAUCCCUGGUGAGAACUAAUAAGUAUCUCAAUUCAAAGUAUUGGGAUAGAAACGAAACCAGAUGA